UUUCGUUCCAUUUCCUAAAAUGGUCACUAAAAUCCACAAACCCUAACGCAAAACCAUCGAGAUCCACUCGCAUACGCACACGAUCUCACCGGCACGGUUUUCUCCCGCUUCUCGGUUCCAAUGGCGGCCCCCAAGAAGCGAAAAGCCGAGCAAGACGCCGGCCGAUCCCUUCCCAAUCAAGACACUGAUACAAAUCUUAAUCACACACCCGUCAAGUACAUCCGCCAGCCCGACGACAACGCCGGCGCUGGACCCUCGGAAUCCGACGAAGAUUACGAAGACGAGGAAGAAGACUUCGGCAAGCUUCUCGAACCUCUUUCUAACGAUCAACUCAUCACCCUCCUUGUUUCCGCCGCAGCUCGAGAUCCUGCCACACUCUCCGAGAUUCAUGCCUUAGCCGACGUCGAUCCUUCUCAUCGCAAGCUCUUUGUACACGGCCUCGACUGGAACACGACAUCCGACGGCCUCAGUGCUGCGUUUUCGCGGUACGGAGAAAUCGUUGAAAGCCGCGUCGUUUUCGACCGCUCUACUGCUCGAUCGAAGGGAUACGGUUUCAUUCUCUUUCGCCACCGAUCGUCUGCUCGCCGUGCGCUCCGCGAACCCCGAAAGCUCAUCGAUACUCGGAUGGCCUCCUGCCAGCUCGCUAGCAACGGUCCGACCACCCCGAACCCUAACACUAGCAAUAACCAUAAUCCCAAUCUCAACCCCAGUCAUGGAGAUAGCCUUAACCGCAAGAUCUACGUCGGCAACGUGCACUCUGACAUCGACGGUCGCCGUCUUCACGCAUUCUUCUCUCAGUACGGAGAGAUCGAGGAAGGGCCGCUUGGAUUUGAUCGCCACACUGGCAAGUCUAAGGGUUUUGCAAUUUUCUUGUAUAAAACGCCUGAAGGAGCAAAAAAGGCUUUGGAGGAGCCUAGUAAGAAUUUUGAGGGACAUCACCUUGUGAUUCAGAAGGCUACCGAUAGUCACAAGGCAAAGAUAUCGGCACCAGUUAGUAACGACGCUGGUGGUUCAGCGGUUAUUGCACCCAAUGUUCCACCUAGCUAUGUUGGCUACAACGGAUCUGUUUAUGGCGGGCAAGUUGCUCAAUCAGACAUGGGAAUGGCCCAGCACGCAGCGCUGCUUGGACAGGGGCUACUUGGGCAGGCUAUGCCCGGAAACGCUGCUGUGCUUGCUAUGUUGGCAGCUGCUGGCCAGAACCAAGCAGCUUUUGGUAUCACUCCGGCAAUGCUUGCUUCCUUAAACCCUGCUCUUGCCAUGGCACUGGCUGCAGGGGCAGCUCCAGCUGCACUUCCACAGGCAGCAGGAGCUAUGUCACAACAACAAGGGACUGUCCCAAUACCGGGAUAUCCAUCUGCGGGUUCUGGGUAUCGGCACAUUGGUUUCCAAGGACCUUCUGCUUUUCAAGGGUCACCAGGAUACCAAAGUGCACCGGGUUUACUUGGGAAUACACCCCAGGUAGGCGCACAUCAUCGUGGAAACACGGGUCACACAGCUGUGCAAAGGUCUUCCAUGGGUUCUAUGAGUGGUUAUGGUCUUCAUUAGAACUCCUUGGACUUGCAUUCUCUUCAGUGAGAAGAUCCGACCCAUGAGUGGCUUGAACUUGUUGUAUUAAAUUUGUCUCAAGCUGGAAUUGGCUGUUGAUUAGAUGUCAAGAACUUAUUCCAGCAACAUUCCAACAAAGUUUACUGGCUUUGCUGAAGAGGGGCGGAAUGGUCAUUUUUCCAUAAACAGCUGCCAAAUAACUUGUUUCAUUAAAACAGCUUCCCUGCAACAGUUUCCUGGGCAGCGCAACUGCAGCUGCGCCAAAUAAACAAUCAGCUUCACUAAAGCUGCUUCCCCGCAACAGUUUCUUAGGCAGCGCAACUGCAGCUGUGCCAAACAGAGCCUGAAUCUUUGCGCACCUAUGUGCAUGUUUGAUCGAAUUCAGAUGUCCACUGGUGUAGAAUAUUCGCAUGUUGUGUCUAAAAUGAGAAACAUAUUAUGCCCGGACCAUCGAAUGUCUGGAAGAUGGCGUGGACCUCACCACGCCGCUUGCGCGAUGGUGUGAUGUGAUCUAUGCUGUCGUCCAUACAUCUGGGCGAUAACUCCCUUGGAUUUGCUUUCUCUUCAGCAAGACGGACCGAACCAUGAGUGGCUUGAACUUGUUGUAUUGAGCUUGUCUCAAGCUGAGAAUUGGCUGUUGGUUGGAUGUUGGGAAUUUAUUUUGGCAACAUUCCAACAAUGCUUACUGGGUACGGUUUUCUGCUGCUCUUGUUUUCAUUACAUUUUUCAUUCUAUCUUGCUCAUACAUCUAUAUCAAAGCAAUUUAUUAAAUUUUAAUCGUGUUAAAGUUUAGUGAAGGCGUGCAGCGUGUUUUUAAAUAUCAGAUGAUGGUUGAUUCUUAAAUUUGUUUGAAAGCCAUUAAGAGAAGAUUGGAAAAUAUGUUGUCUGAUGUGAAUUCAUCAGACUUGAAAUACUUGUUCUGGAUUUGUAUUGCUUGCCACGCCUCAUGGUGUUGUGAGCUCCUUUUUGGAGACUGAACAUCGAUAAAGAAAGGGAGAAAGGAUCACUACUUUUGGGGAAUGAUCGAGUCAUUCAAUGAUUUAAACUCAUUUAUCCUUUAAAAACUCUCUCUCUAUGUUAUGAUCCACCUUUGUAGUAAAAUUGGCCAUCAUUAUGCCCUAAUCCAUUUUGUCAUCGUUGUUUUCAUCAUUCUCUUGAAAGAAUGCUGCUGGCAUAUAUUG
Molecule: messenger RNA, 2726 nt
Organism: Phalaenopsis equestris
Lineage: Eukaryota; Viridiplantae; Streptophyta; Magnoliopsida; Asparagales; Orchidaceae
Product: UBP1-associated protein 2B-like
Exons: 7
Coding region: 121-1545 (474 amino acids)
Molecular function (GO): RNA binding
Source: RefSeq, a predicted model, not a curated record